AUGCUCAGGGGGUGUUGUGCUAAGAUAAUGGCGCGAUCACAGCUAAAGCUUAUAAAUGUCGAGCCCGGAAAGGUUGACUUUGAGCUUUUGAUUGAGAAGAUGCACACGAAUAGAUUGGGCACACUUCACGGCGGCGCCAUUGCUUCAAUGGUUGACCUGGGAGGCUCUUUGGCUGUAGCCUCCAAAGGAUUGUUCUCCACAGGGGUAUCAACAGACCUCAAUGUAACAUACCUAAGUUCCGGAGGUGAAGUGGGGCAUGUCAUUCGAGGCGAGGCUACUUGUGAUAAGUUUGGGAAAACGCUUGCGUAUACUACGGUGUUAUUCCGCAACAAGGACGACCGGUUGGUAGCUAGAGGAAGCCAUACUAAGUUUGUAUAUUCCUUUUCUCUUCUCUAG
This is a messenger RNA of Tuber melanosporum (Perigord truffle), 396 nucleotides long. RefSeq lists its product as uncharacterized. Lineage: Eukaryota; Fungi; Ascomycota; Pezizomycetes; Pezizales; Tuberaceae. The coding region runs from base 1 to 396 and encodes 131 amino acids. The record is from RefSeq and is a predicted model, not a curated record. Gene Ontology annotation, molecular function: fatty acyl-CoA hydrolase activity. The transcript is spliced from 5 exons.